GCGGGAUGCGUGUAAUCCUCGCGACUACUACUACCACCGGAGACGAGGAAAAUCCGGCUCGCUGUAGCUCGCAACUGGGCCAACUGGCUGGGGGAGGUGAACAACUGCAUGAACACUGCAUCGGGACGGACGGGCGCGGCGGCGGCGGUGGCCUAGUAGUAGUUGCUAGUGGUUUAAAGUAUACUACUAUCUGGCCUGUCGCCAUCGGCGCAGCGAAAUCGCACCGGCCGAUGAAGCUCCGGGUUGGGCUGGCGACGAGGAGAAGUUGCUGAUAAAUCAACGGUAUCAUUUCGCAAAUCCCGAUUGGUCCCCCGUGCCGGCGUGGCGUGAGAUUUCGUGGUACUACUAAUUGGGGAGGGAGGGAGGAGGGGAGCGUGGUGUGAGUCCUCCUCUUCUCUUCUCAAGUAGUGAGGGAUGCAAUCGGCGAGAAGUCGGUCGCUGGCCAUCAUCAGGUGGGGCUCCGCUACCGUACGCGCCGGAGCCCAGGCCCCGGCAACGCCCAUGCUGCGGAGCUCGUGAUCCUGCGCUCCUGGCCACAGGCUGCGAUUCGGCGGUGGUGCGCCCGCAAUCUUGGCAGGGGCGGCUUCUGGCUUCUGGCUUCUGGUCUGAGGCGGCUAUCAGGAUCCGUCCUUUUUGUCCUUUGGUCCGGACGGAUUGAGUCCGAUGGUUCCUUGAGGACGCGCGCACGGGACAUGCUCGACGAAAUGGCUGUGAGGGGAAUUUGCGCGCUCUGAGUUGUGGGGGGUGGUAGCUGUUCUUGGUCUGGUCAUGGUGGAUUGAGUGCUGUGGUGGGAAUUGGUCCCUCAGCAUGGCCGGUCCGGAGAGGACUGUCGUUUGGUUCAGAAGGGACCUCAGGAUCGACGACAACCCGGCGUUGGCCGCCGCGGCGAGGGACGGCUCUGUGCUCCCUGUCUUCAUAUGGUGUCCUGCUGAUGAAGGACAGUUCUAUCCUGGUCGGUGCUCUCGAUGGUGGCUUAAGCAGUCGCUCCCCCACCUCAGCAAGUCGCUGGAGUCGCUCGGGUGCCCGCUCGUGCUGAUCCGAGCGGAGAGUACCCUCGAGGCUCUUCUGCAGUGCAUCGAUUCUGUCGGUGCCACCAGAUUGGUUUAUAAUCAUCUGUAUGACCCUGUUUCACUUGUGCGUGAUGACAAAAUUAAAAAGGAGCUUUUGGCACUGGGAAUUUCUAUCCAGAGUUUCAAUGGUGACCUGCUAUAUGAGCCAUGGGAAAUUUAUGAUGACAGUGGACAUGCAUUUACAACCUUUAACAUGUACUGGGAGAAGUGCAUGAAAUUACCUGUUGACAUAUCGCCAUCACUUGCGCCUUGGAAAUUGGUGCCAAUCCCAGGUGUGGAGAAUGUCCGUAGUUGUUCUAUUGAUGACCUAGGCCUUGAAUCAAGCAAGGAUGAGGAAUCAAGUAACGCUUUGCUAAGGAGGGCCUGGUCUCCUGGCUGGCGUAAUGCGGAGAAGAUGCUUGAAGAAUUUGUGUGCCACGGUCUCCUAGAAUAUUCAAAACAUGGAAUGAAGGUUGAGGGAGCUACAACAUCGUUGCUAUCACCAUAUCUUCAUUUUGGUGAGGUGAGCGUAAGAAAAGUAUAUCAACUUGUCAGGAUGCAACAAAUCAAGUUGGAAAAUGAUGGUACAUUUGAAGCUGAGGAGAGUGUUCACUUCUUCAUGAGAUCAAUUGGUCUUCGAGAAUAUUCACGGUACUUGUGUUUCAACUUCCCAUUCACACAUGAAAAGUCGUUACUGGGGAACUUGAAACACUACCCCUGGAGGGUAGAUGAGGAAAGGUUCAAGUCCUGGAGACAGGGAAUGACGGGAUACCCAUUGGUAGAUGCUGGCAUGAGGGAACUUUGGGCUACCGGAUGGACUCAUAAUCGGAUAAGAGUUAUCAUUUCAAGUUUUGCUGUGAAAUUUCUACUUAUCCCAUGGACUUGGGGUAUGAAGUAUUUUUGGGAUGUGCUAUUGGACGCUGAUCUGGAAAGUGAUAUUCUUGGUUGGCAGUAUAUAUCUGGGAGCUUGCCUGAUGGCCAUGACCUUGGUCGUCUUGAUAAUCCAGAGGUUCAAGGUCAAAAGUAUGACCCGGAUGGUGUAUAUGUAAGAACUUGGAUACCUGAACUAGCUAGAAUGCCAACAGAAUGGAUUCAUCAUCCAUGGGAUGCACCAAGCUGUAUACUUCAAGUUGCUGGAGUUGAGUUGGGGUUUAAUUAUCCUAAGCCAAUCGUGGAACUUCACAUUGCUCGGGAGUGUUUAGAUGAUGCCAUCUCCACGAUGUGGCAAUUGGAUACAGCUGCAAAACUUGCAGAAUUAGAUGGUGAAGUUGUGGAAGACAACUUGAGCAAUAUCAAGACUUUUGACAUCCCAAAAGUUGUUUUGAAGGAAACAUCUCCACGUGUUUUGCCUGUUGAUCAAAGAGUGCCGUAUGCUAGCAGCAAGGAUCAUAAUUUAAAGUCAAACGAAUUGAAGGCCUCAAGUAAAAGUUCUGUUUGUGUUGAUAUGAUCAGGUCCUCUAAGAUAGAAGCAACAAGCUCUGUAGCAAACUCACCAGUAUCAAGGAAGAGAUCCUGUUGUAACACUGCAUUUCAUGUCCCCUCUUAUUCAUCUUCAGCUGAAGUGCAUUUGCAGAUUCAAGAUCAUGGUGGUUCUUUAGUUGGGCCUUCAAGAUGUAUCCUUCAGGAAACAGAGAGAGACGGUGUUGAUGAGGAAGAAGAUAGCUCUACCGCAGAUAGUGGUUCAAGCAUUCCAAGACCAACAAAGAACCGCAUAGUCGCGCCGCCUGACGAGGAAAGUUGAGGCUGUGCUCAACAAAAGGGUGUGUAGGAGUGGAACAUGUGUGUUGAUAAGGAAAUUUUGUACAUUUUGUAAUCUGUUUAUUAUUGUCUUUCUUAGACUGUUCUGUAACUAGCUGAGAACUGAGCUGACACGGUUUCCUCGCCCAAAAGGGAAUUAAAAAUGCAACAUCUUGCUUUUGUUGCAGCUAGAGGAACUUCUCAUCA
Messenger RNA from Oryza brachyantha (malo sina), 2994 nucleotides. RefSeq names its product cryptochrome-1. The record is from RefSeq and is a predicted model, not a curated record. Bases 809 to 2791 code for a protein of 660 amino acids. The transcript has 6 exons. Gene Ontology annotation, biological process: entrainment of circadian clock by photoperiod; blue light signaling pathway; circadian regulation of gene expression. Gene Ontology annotation, molecular function: FAD binding; DNA binding; blue light photoreceptor activity. Lineage: Eukaryota; Viridiplantae; Streptophyta; Magnoliopsida; Poales; Poaceae. Gene Ontology annotation, cellular component: nucleus; cytoplasm.